AUGGUGUUGGAGUUGCUCCCAGUUGAUGGCGAGGCCAGUCGCACUCGUCAGAGUGAAUACGUGGAUAUGUCCCUCAUUCAUCUCGGCAUUAAAUUGCGUGAUAUGGGAAUUGAAUUUGAGGAAACAGAGCUUGCGACGGUGCCUACACGUUUUGCAGAACGGUUGUUGAGCUACCUACAUGCAUUCGAGGAGCGGGAGUCUGCAAUUCGAGACUCGAUGACAGAACACCAGACCCAACUGAAGCAGGAGAACAACCGCCUGGAAACGCUGCAGGAGGCCACAGAAAAAAUGAGAGGUGAAGUGGCGAUAUUAUCCGGGAAAAUUAGCUCGGCACUAGGCGCAUACCGUAGCGAGGAAAAACUAGAGGCGCAGCGGCGGCGGGAGCGACAGCGAGACGUGUGCGAUAUUAUGCGUCAAAAUGACAAGAAGGAGCUCGAGCUAAGGCGAGAGACUAUGGAACGUGACCGGCUAAGUAAAAUACUACAGAAGGUCCAAAAGUAG
Trypanosoma rangeli is the source of this 501-nucleotide messenger RNA. RefSeq lists its product as uncharacterized. The transcript has a single exon. The record is from RefSeq and is a predicted model, not a curated record. Lineage: Eukaryota; Euglenozoa; Kinetoplastea; Trypanosomatida; Trypanosomatidae. The coding region runs from base 1 to 501 and encodes 166 amino acids.